CUCGGCGCGAGCAUGAAGGUGACCGUGUGCUUCGACAACGUGAGGGUGGUGGUCCCGUGCGGGGACGGCACUCUGCUGGUGCGGGACCUGAUGCACGAGGCGAUCCUGCGGUACAGGAAGGCCACUGGCAAGAGCGACGGCAGCCUGGCGGUCAACAGCCUGUCCUCGCUGACCGGCGGCGGCCUGCUCGACCCGGACGACCGACUGUGCGACGUGGCCGACGACCGGGAGCAGAUAGUCGCGCACCUCGCUGGCGCGGACGCCAGCCACGUCGGCGGGGACGGCGCGAGCUCGGUCGGCACCAAUAGUCCCGACCUGUUCCACCGGGACGGCAAGGAGCAGGCGUAUCCGCUCGACGUCCAUUCCUCCGUGUCCAAUAGUAUUAAGAGGGAAAGUGCCAAGCGUCUGUCGAUGCACGCGCUGUCGACGAGGGAGCCCUCCCUCGCGACCUACUCCGCUCAAUCCCUGCCCAGAGUGUCACGGCGCAGGGAGCCCUUAGGUCAGGACUCCAAAGCCUCGUACGAGUUGGGCAGCGCCGUCGAGGCCGGCGGCCAGGACGUGCGGGAGAUCGUGAUAAAGAACGAGGCGGGGCCGCUGGGGCUGCACGUGGUGCCAUGUUACGACCUGCUGGGCAACGAUCAGGGGCUCCGGGUCGAGGGCAUCGAGCCCAACGGCCGCAUCGCCAGGGACGGGCAGAUCGACCUGCACGACAAUAUCAUCAAGAUAAACGGCCACAACUUGCUGCGCAUACCCUUCUCCAAGGUCCAGGAGAUCUUCCGCGCGUGCAUCAACGACCCCUGCCUGCAGAUCUCCGUUGUCAAGCACAAGACGAACAUGCGGGGCGAGAAGUCGUUGCACAAGAGCCACGGCAACACCAGCGGCGGCUCGGAGAAGGCCGAGGGCGACGAGAGCGUCAAGAGACUUCAGUGCAGCAACUACAACCUCCUGCAGACCGCCAACACCAGGAAGAUCGGCCGGAUGAUAGAGAUAGAGCUGGUCAAGGGUGGCAACGGUCUAGGCUUUAGCGUCACCACGCGCGACAAUCCCGCCGGCGGCCACUGUCCCAUAUACAUUAAGAACAUCUUGCCGAAGGGCGCCGCGGUGGAGGACGGCAGACUGAGGCCCGGCGACCGGCUGCUCGAGGUCAACAACAAGGAGAUGACCGGCAAGAGCCAGGCGGAGGUGGUGUCGCUCCUCAGAAGCAUUCCAGCGGGCGGCAAGGUCAGGCUGAUGGUGUCGCGGCAGGAGGAGAUCUCUUCCAACAUUCCAGAUUCUCAGGGUAUCGCGACGUCCGCCGUCGCCUCCGUCGCCUCCGCCGCCGCGUCCCCGGCCGCCGAGACGCUCGACAAUUCCAAGUAUUGGAGCGCGUUGAACAGGUCGCCGGCAAAGAGCGAGGCGCACGACAAGGCGGCUGUUCACGGCUACGACAAGUGCGCCUACAAGCCGAUCAAGUCUUCCGAGGACGUGGUCCUGUCCCCGCGCAAGAAUCGCGUGAUAAUGAACCUGGAUAUACCGGUGCACGACACCGAGAAGGCCGGCCUGGGCGUCAGCGUCAAGGGCAAGACCAACAGCUCCGAGGACAACAGCGGCAUGGACCUGGGUAUUUUUAUUAAGAGCGUCAUCCACGGGGGCGCGGCGUCGCGGGACGGCCGCUUGCGGACCAACGAUCAAUUGCUCAGAGUUAACGGCGUGUCGCUGCUGGGGCUGUCCAAUUCCGAGGCGAUGAAGACGCUGAGGAAGGCGAUGGUCAACACGGACAGCUCGGUGACCGGCGUGAUUAAUCUUAUAAUAGCUAGAAGGAUAUCGUCGUACGACACGAGCGAGAAGAACACCGUCGACAGCCUGCAGCCUCACCGCAAGCCGGAGUCUGUCAGCAGCGUAUACAUAUCGGAUUCCUCCAAGAUCAACGACGGCAUGGUUAAGGAGAAGAACACCCUCAACUCGCAGACCGACGUGUUGGACAACGGGGGACUGCUGUCCUGCGUAACGGCCUCGCCGUGGAACCCCGUCAUCGACAGGCUGACGGAGCAGUACGGCAAGAGCAGCCUGAGAAACGAGAGUUACUGCCUCGCCACCAACAAGACCUGGCUGGAGUCGGUUAACAAUGCCAAGAAGAUGAUAGGCUCGCGCGACGACCGGGUCGAGGCGGUGCUGCUCGAGGAGUCCAACAACGACAGCUCCCAGGGCAACGACGGCAAGCGGAACGCCGAGGACAAGGACAGCCAGUACUCCGGGGAUCCCACGUACGACAGCCAGUUGUCUCUGGAGGAACUCAACUCCUCCAACAAAUUUUCGCGCGACGCCCUCGGCAGGCAGAGCAUGUCUGAGAAACGGCACGCCGCGCUCGACGCCAAGAACACGGACACCUACAAGAGGAACAAGAAGCUGCGCGAGAACAAAAACGCGGAGCAGGUCAGCCAGAAGCCGACCAACCAGACGAGCAAUCACUCGGCCGACCUGUCGGACUAUCCCAAGAGGAGCGGCAAGUCCAACAAUUUCGAGAAGCAUACGAGUAAAGGGGCCUUGGCUGGCAACGCGAGUGCCGACAAUAAACACUACGAAAAGCCUGUUGAUGUUGCUCAAUCGGAAUAUAUGUACACUAUACCCGGAUGCAAUAAUAAAUUUCUCUCGCCGAAGAAGCAUUGGCUCGUGGACGAUGUGCACGGCGAGGUUACGAGUAGCAAUAAGGGCGAGCGAGAGGGUUUCUCCAACAGCCGCGGAGACGUCAAGCAGGCCUCGCUUAAUUCAGCACUGGACGACCGGUACAAGCGGAAGAAGAACGGCCUGAGGUCGAUACUACGAUUGAACAGGAAUAGGAAAUCGCUCAAUUUUGGGGACAGCAUAGAGGCGAGGCACGAGACUAGUAAUUACUGCAGCGGAAGAAUCAGUUAUAUCGCAUAAAUGCAAAGACAAUACGCAAAUAAAUGCAGAAAUUCUGCACAAGUAAAUAAUAUAUACAUACAUACCAACACACAUACAUACAUACACACACACGCGCGCGCGCAUUAUCGAGCAUCUGCAAAUUAUACACAUUUUUGCAUAUAUAUAAAUAUAUAUUUUAUCUAUAAAUAUAUAUAUAUAAUACGAUCUGUUCCAAAGUGCCUUAUAUCAUUAAAAGAGGAUAAUUAAUUCUGUAUAUAUAAUUUUGUACUUGUCUUUAACUGAUACGGAUCAUGUACUUACUACGACGUAAACGUUACACAUGUAGUUUAUAUGACAUCGGAAUUAAAUAAUAGUUCCAAAGGAGGAA
Vollenhovia emeryi is the source of this 3250-nucleotide messenger RNA. RefSeq names its product partitioning defective 3 homolog. Gene Ontology annotation, biological process: establishment of centrosome localization; establishment of cell polarity; intracellular protein localization. Gene Ontology annotation, cellular component: adherens junction; apical junction complex; apical plasma membrane. The transcript has a single exon. Bases 13 to 2901 code for a protein of 962 amino acids. Gene Ontology annotation, molecular function: phosphatidylinositol binding; protein binding. Lineage: Eukaryota; Metazoa; Arthropoda; Insecta; Hymenoptera; Formicidae. The record is from RefSeq and is a predicted model, not a curated record.